Diabrotica virgifera virgifera (western corn rootworm) is the source of this 5221-nucleotide messenger RNA. Its product is annotated as 1-acyl-sn-glycerol-3-phosphate acyltransferase alpha-like. Gene Ontology annotation, biological process: phosphatidic acid biosynthetic process. Bases 69 to 884 code for a protein of 271 amino acids. NCBI's taxonomy places the organism in Eukaryota, Metazoa, Arthropoda, Insecta, Coleoptera, Chrysomelidae. Gene Ontology annotation, cellular component: membrane; endoplasmic reticulum. The transcript is spliced from 6 exons. The record is from RefSeq and is a predicted model, not a curated record. Gene Ontology annotation, molecular function: 1-acylglycerol-3-phosphate O-acyltransferase activity.
AUGUUUGAAAUGUUUAUUGGUUUAUUAGAAAUCGUGAGUAAAAAUCAGAUAACGUUAUUACAGGUUUUAUGGUGGUCUUAAUAUUUUCCUGGGACUGUGCCGUGCAAAUUUCAGGAAUGCUAUUCUACCUGCUAAUACUAUUGCUAACUCUUCUAGUGUGGAAUAUCGAGUCACGGUUUCAAAAAUGGGCCAAAUAUGGAUUCUUCUCAGUUUUUUCUUAUAAUUUAAUGUCGUUUUUGAUUCCUCUGUGGAUAUUCUCGCCUGGAGACAGUGCAAAUGGAUUGUUACCAGCGAGAGGUUUUCGGAUUUUUUGUAGACUGUUAGGAUUGAAAUACACCCUAGAAGGAAAGGAAAACGUAAAUCCCGAUAGUGGGGGAGUAGUCCUUAUGAACCAUCAGAGUAUUUUAGAUCUCAUAGUUAUAUGUAUUUUGCGACCGAGUAUACCAAGAUGCUCGACAAUAGCCAAAAGGUCUAUUCUCUACGUCGUACCGUUAGGUUUGGCGCUUUGGCUAUGUGGCACCAUCUUCAUCGAUAGAAAAAGCCCGUCAAAAUCGCAAGUAACUCUCAACAAGACUGCCAAACUAAUAAAUAAAAAACAGGCUCGAGUACUUAUAUUUCCCGAAGGAACCAGAAACGGAGGUCCAAAACUGCUACCCUUCAAGAAGGGUGCUUUCCAUUUAGCCAUAGCUGCACAAUGUUCCAUCCAACCUGUGGCUGUAUCGAGGUUUACCUUCUUAGGAAAAAAUAAAUUUACCUCAGGAGAAAUUAGGAUUAGGAUUCUUCCUGCUAUUUCAACAAAAAAUUUGACAACAGAAGACAUUCCAAGAUUAAUUGAAGAGACAUACCAGCUCAUGUCAAAAACUGUGAACGAAAUUACUCAAUAAAAAUCAUAUAGUACCGCUAAAAACCAAAAUUUUGAAAUUGUGAUAUUUAUCCAGAGACAUGAGCAACAAAAUGACCAUCUUGGGGACACCAUGCCUAAUAGACAAGUGAUUUAGGUAAUAGAGGUAGAUACAAAUAAAACCUACAGUUUUGCUAUUAAAAUCUGGUUUUUUUUGUUGUUACGAAAAUACCGGCCAACAAAAAUAAGAAUUUUUUUCGUAGUUUAAAAACUACAAUACACCACUACACCACUACUUUGUAUUUUAUUUUUAAUCAUCAACAGACUUUUAAAAUGGCGGGUUAUAAAAAACUCUAAAAGUUUUUUGUUGCUUUGUAAACUUUAAAUACUAUGUACUUAAGUUUAAAAAAAGAAUGUGUGUGUACUUCGUACGCACGUAAGAAGUUAUACUUCUAUUAUAAUAUAAUCUAACUUCAUAUUAUGAUUUCAAUGAAAUCAAUAUUAUACUUACCUAUAUAUUUUAAACAGUUUUUUGUAUUGUAUUUAAAUAUUAAAUUAAUUUUAGAAAGAACAAAAAGAAUACUAAAAAUUAAAAAAAAAAGGAUAUGACUUUGUCCGGAUUUGAACAGGGGACCUCUCGAUCCCUAGGCGAAUGCUCUACCGAUCAGCUACCACCGUAUUUUUGUAUUCAGUCGAUCAUUUCUCGGACAUAAUUACAAUCAAGGUGACAGAUACAUUAAUUGAAAAUAAAUAUUUUCAAUAUAAUACUUAUUAGGAGGAAGACAAAUCCACAGACAUAAAAAUUAUAAUAAAUAUAUUUACUAAAAACACUAAUAAUAUAUUCUUUUCACGCACACCUUAUUUGCGCUACAUAAUUAAAAGAUGUAGCGACUAAUACCAUACUAUCGGUGUGCGCAUGCGCCAGGGAAUGUAAAAAUUCACCCUCGUGCCUAAAGAAGUACAACUUCAAAAAGCCAAUUUUAUAAAAUUAACAACAAAUUACACAAACAUAAUUCAAUUAAUUUCUAACCAAUGACAAGCUGCGAGGAUAUGACACACUCGCCAAUUCACCAAUCAAUCGUCUGAAAUUGGCGUCUUAGCUUAUCUUGGGAAUGAACAUACUUAGUUUAGCACCUAAAUCACUCGUCGAUUACUUAUUAGAAUUGGUGUCUCUUGAGAAAACCCUCAUAUCCCUGGACUACAUGCAAUUUUAACAAACAUAAUAUAUACUGAUGUUAAUACGAAUUGAUAUGAAUUGAUAAAUUAAUUAAAUAUUUGGCUUUAAAAAGAGGUUUUGAAAAAGUUUGUACCUAAAAUGUUAGGUAGGUAGUUAAAAAUGUGGUAUACUGAAUUCGCUCUAUCGAGAUUCACUUUGACACUGACGUUAGUAAUUUCUUUUUUGGGAAGUUCAGUUGUCAGAAGUGACUGGAAAUUACUACACAACCAAUGCACCUGCUCAUAGCCAAUAAUAGGUUUGUUCUAGCAUCAUUUUCAAACGGUUUGAAACGAGUAGCGCGAGUAGAGGGGAUAGCACUGGUGACUGUAUUAUGUUCUCUCACUGACCACUGACGUUUGCUGACGGUUUCUGACUAUUUGACUGUUUGCUAGAAGAAACCUUGAUAACAAAUGAGAAAAUUAUUUAUUGUACAAAAUAAAAAUAUUUUGUAGAAAUAAACUCCACCAAAUUUUAUGAGAUUAGUAGAUACUCCCACUAUUUCUAAUAAUUCUUCUUCUUUUUUAAUGAAAGAUUAAGUUGAUUUUAGCAGUUAAUAGUGUGAGGUAGGAAUUUUUGUGUUGUAUGUUUCCUAUUCCGAAUGUGUCAAAGUGAAUCUCGGUAGAGCGAAUUUAGUAGGUAUAUCUAUCGUUUUUUUUUUCACAUUUUAACUAUUAUUGUAAAGAAAUACUUUUUUAAUAUCAGUUUGAUAUUAAAAAAUUUAUCUCUCGUAUUAGUUAUUUUUACGUUGUUUAAUUUUUAAUACACAAGGGCCGGUUGUUCGAACGCUAAUCAAAAAUAGAAUCAACUGAUCAUUAUCAUAUAUUUAAUUACUGUCACCAACUGUCAAUGUCAACUUUGUUUGGGUUGCUGAAAACAUAAUUGAUUACAAUUAUGAGAUUUAUUAAUCAAUUAUGUUAUGUUAUUAUGGUAAUGAUAAUUAACAUAAUUGAUUACAAUCAACUGAUUAUGACGUACGAAUUUUGUCUUAUGUUAUUUGAUGGUUGUUAAGGGGACUUAAUUAUAAUCAACUUCUUGAUUAGCGUUCGAAUAACCGGCCCUAUUAGGUACAGUAUUUUGUAUAAGAUAUACCAAAUAUUUUAUUAUAAUGACAUAUGUUUUGUAUGUUAGAUAUACAUUUAUAGGUACCUAUUGUAUUGUAUAUGUUAGGUAUUUUUUGUUUUGGCAAGUUGUUCUACAUCGUAAUAAAACAAAUAUGUCUCAUCGAACAUCAGGAAGAAGCAGAAGUAAGGGCGAGGCCCCAUUAGUGCGUUGCGACGUCGCACUGGACUAUUGUCAGUGGUGGAUCUAAGGGGGGUGUCACGGGGGUCAGGACCCUCAGAUGAAAAUAAAUAUCAAUUCAAUAAUCCUAAAAAAAGAAAAACAGAGAGCCCUCACACAAAAAAAUGUUAAGCCGAUCCAAAAAAUACUUAAUUGAAAACCCACUUAUUCUAGGGGUGGUAAGGGUAAGACUAAGUGACCUUGCAUCAGAGAAAACUAAUUAAAUCACCCUCAAGAUCCAUGACCCUCACCCACAAAAUUUCUGGAUCCGCAACUGAGUAUUGUAGGAUUUAUCGGUGAAUAGGUAUUUUAUAUUUUAUCAGGGCCGCCGCGCGCCGCUACCAUGUGUACUAAGUGUGCAUCGCACACGGGCGGCCAACAAUAGGGGCGGCCGAUAGGAGGCCACUGAUGAUAAUACUUUUUUAAAACGAAAAUAAAUUCAAAUAAUUAAAUAGUAAUGAUUCAGAGAAUUCUGUAAACUAUUAUUAUUAUUACCUGAUAAUACGAUAAUACUAAAAUGCGUUUCAUUUAUCAUUUACAGUUCUUUUUUCAUCCUAAUCUAAACAAAAAUAUCAGAAAAUAUUAUUUAUUGUAUGCACUGCCCUUUUACAAGUAUUGGGACCGUGCAAGUUCGGCAAAGCGACACCUAUUUCUACGCUCUGCAACUUUAUUCGCACUUUUAAUUAUAUUGGCCAAUUAUAUUAGUCCUGGGUAGGUACUGGAUAAUUAUUGUCAAGGCCAUAGUCCAAAAAAAUAAUAAGAAGAAAAAAUAAGAUUCAGGUUAUGUUAUUAAAACGUAAACAAUUGUAUGUAGUAAAUAAAAUUAGUUAUUAAAAUGCAGUACUGCAAGCAAAAUACAAUUAAUUAAAUUUACCUUUCUAUAAUAAUUGCAUAUCAUAUCAAUAUUGGGGAGCAACAUAUAAUUUUUCUCCUUCAAUGACAGUAGAUAUGAAAUGUACGUCAAUUUGACAAUUUCAAUUGACAAUAUGAAUUAUUUAAGAAAGUUGCAAUACUUCUCCGCUAUUAGCGCACGAUCGUUUCUCAAUUCCCUUCCAAGUACUUGCACACCGCGAAUACAACGUCAUAAAACAGUUCCGGGAAUACUUCUUCAUUCAGAGCAGCUGCUGGCUUUCGGACUUCUAGAUAUAUUUCUCGUCCCCGUGUGGAGGCGAGCCGCUCAAGUAGAAUACAUCCACAGCUUCUUCUGCUCAUCGUAAAAGGCAACAAAUUGGAGCAGCUGUCCGUUCUCCUCUAGCCAAGCUCCUAACCUGUCCCUGUGUGAUAGUUAAUACUCCCAACUAUUAUACGACACCCACCCCUACCCAUCAUAGGUAAACGUCCCGAUAUCCAAACCUAUACCCGAGGGAAAACCUCUGAAACCAGUGGAGGAAACCACUGAAAACAAACGGAUAUGCAUAGGGGUGACGGCUAUGUAUCAUCCUAAUAUACCGCCACCCCAACCUCAAGGUGUAACACCAUCAUGCCGAAGGGGUGAUAGCCCAGGGGUAACAUAGUUGGUUACAAGCGAUGCCUAAGGGAGAUGGCGAACCCGAGUGGAAAAUAGCCUUUCAGGGGCAAGGGCGCACUGCCCCACUGAACCGAUCAGCACGACCCAACUCGUGGGAAGAAAAAUGGGACAAAAAAAGAAAAAACAAUAAAGGCGGAAGAGAGAGCAGCGGGGGCGAAAGAGAAAACAAAAGCGGGAGGGAAAAAGGAAGGGACGAAACUCGAGGGGAGAAAAGUUGGAGGCGAGAAGUGGAAGAAAAGGAAUAAAUCGGAUCUAGAACCAGUGCAAUCAAAAGCAAUGGAAAAGACAGAGAAUAUAAGAGGGAAAAGAGGGAAGGAAGAGAGAAACAGCAAACCAAGAGAAAGGAAGAAAGUGAACA